UUGUAAUUCCGCGACGAGAUAGCCAUAGCGAGAUGUGAGGUACCAAAUCAGGCGGAAUUACGUAGAAUGGCGUCCGAUUCUUCGCGCCCCAUCCACCGCGCCUCAGACCUGCCAGCAUCAGGCACCCCAGAAAGCGAUGGCGAUCUGCUCGAGAUGACGCGCUCCUAUGAUAAUUUGUGAGGGACCAUCCCAUUCACCCUUUGCUACUCGCACCCGAUUCCUUCCACAACGACUUUUGCCGCGCCAUUCCAAUCACUGCUGGCAUCGACAGUAGUAGGUAUAAUGGCGUCCGACUCCUCGCGUCCCUUCCACCGCGCGUUGGACUUGCUAGCAUCAGACGCGCCGGAGAACGACGGCGAUCUGCUCGAGAUGAUCCGCCGCGCCCGCCGCGACAUGACCCGCCUCUCCGCUGCCGACUCCCGCGCCGCUUCCGCCGCCGUCGCUGGCGGAAAACACUUCCGCAGCGGGGCGUCGAAAGCCAACACAGGUGCAGUAGCAUCAGCCGCAGCAGCAAUGUCAAUACCAACGCUACCAUCAGCAGCAGCAGUAGGAGCAGCUGCUCCUGAUCGCCGAACCCACCUUCCUCCUUCCCUCGUUUCCACUCCCUUUUCUAUCCACCCUCAUAUCAGCGGUCCCCCUUACACCCACACGGCACAUAAUCACAGCCCCUAUCAUCACCCUCCCGGACACCCAGCAGCCGCAGCAGCAACAGCUGCAGCAGGUGGGGCAGUUGCCGCUCCCCCAGGUGCUGGUAGUGGUGCUGCUGGUGCAGGUGCUGGUGGUGCUGCAGCUCUUGCUGCUGGUAGGGUAGCUGGAAUGCAGGGUUCGGCAGGUUUAGCGGGAGCGGGCUUUGGCGCAGUAGGUGCUGGUAGAGGGGGCCAACAGCACUCAGCAAGUCAGCAGCCAAUGCAGCAGCAACACGUGCCAAGUCAACAACACAUGCAACAGCCGCUGCAGCCACCGCAGCAGCAGGAGCAGCAGCAGCAGCAGCAGCAAGGGCAACAGAGGCAGCAGCAGCAGCAGCCGCGUCAAGUUGUGACUCUAAAGGGGCCAGUGCCGCGGCCAAGAGAGAGGUCAAAACGGGCAAGAUGAUUGGAGUGGUAGCGGGGAACGCACACAUGUUGCAGUGGCAACACGUCAAAAUCGGGUGUAGCAGUAGGGAUGACUGAGGCAGCAGCAGCAGCCGUGUCAGGUUGUACCCUAAAGGGGCCAGUGCUGGGGCCGAGAGAGCGGUCGAAACGGGCAUGGUAGUGGGGAAUGUAGCACAUGCUAACCCAGCAAUACAUGCAAUCACUGUAACAUCAGCAGCCACAGCAGCAGCAGCAGCAGCAGCAGCACAGCAGCUGGUGCUGCCACUUCAAACUUGUGACUCAUGGCUCUGAGAGCGAUAAAAGCAGGUGAGGUAGUGGGGAUUGUGGGCCGUAAACAGAAGUAAAUACACCAAAUGGUUCGAGACACAUUAACAGGGUGUCCGUGCACGCGUACCUUCCUCCGUGUCUGUACAUACGUCACAGUUUUGGUAUGUUAAAUAUUCCUCUGUAGAAGUACUUAAUGUUGUGAUAAAGUCGUACUUAAAGCGAGAGGUUAUAAUAGUGACCCAUCUUUCUAGUUGGGCCCAACUUGAAUGGUACCCUCAAACAGAUAUAGGGGGGACAAGCGAGCGGGCAGAAGAAAACGUCGUUUCGGAGCGGGCAGUCACUCAGCAGCAAAAGCAUCUGCCCGCGCGACAAAUUUGGAUAUGUGGACGCGGGUGUAUUUAUAAACAAAAUACCGUAAUCCCCCGUAUAUAACACCCGCCGAAAUAGUCACUCCGCGGGUGGUUUAUGCGGGGGAGAGCUUAUGAUAGGGUGAAUUUAGGAGAGCACCCGCUUUUCGGGGGUUGCAUUUUACAUAACACCCUCCUCGUUUUAUGCAGCAAAGAACAGUAUUUCGUAGUUUUUCAAGUUCAGCUCGAUUGAGAAAAAAACGAACAGGAUGAAAAACGCAAUGUCAACUACCAUUAGCAGCGAAAAAACGGGCAGAAACAUCAACACAAGUUGCAGCGCGAAAUGGAAAUGUCAGCAAAGGUCAAGACUCGGGAGGAUUUCGACCGUCG
Closterium sp. NIES-67 is the source of this 2095-nucleotide messenger RNA. The record is from the annotation of a GenBank genome assembly. Lineage: Eukaryota; Viridiplantae; Streptophyta; Zygnematophyceae; Desmidiales; Closteriaceae.